Molecule: messenger RNA, 1250 nt
Organism: Sarcophilus harrisii (Tasmanian devil)
Lineage: Eukaryota; Metazoa; Chordata; Mammalia; Dasyuromorphia; Dasyuridae
Product: olfactory receptor 149-like
Exons: 1
Coding region: 259-1191 (310 amino acids)
Biological process (GO): G protein-coupled receptor signaling pathway
Cellular component (GO): membrane
Molecular function (GO): olfactory receptor activity; G protein-coupled receptor activity
Source: RefSeq, a predicted model, not a curated record
UAUCCAUUAUGCACACUGUCUCUCAUAUGAGGUAGCAAAUAUUAGAGCAUUUUGUAACUUAUAGAACUAUAAAUACCAGCUCUAUGCCAGAAAGCAGCCCAAAGUCUUCUAUUCUAAAACCAAUAGAUUUUUUCCCCUUUUACAGGUAUAUUUGUAUUAUGUGCAUUGAACCUUACCUUCAAUCUCUGACACUAGAACCCACUCUUUGGCAUCUUGUGUACUCCCUACCAGGGAUUGGUUGAUUUUUCUUUCACACAGAUGAAGAAUUAUACAAUGGUGACUGAGUUUAUUCUCUUGGGAAUCCCUCACACUGAGGGAAUGGAGAUUCAACUUUUUAUUGUGUUUUUAUCUUUCUAUUUCUGCACCCUGCUGGGGAACCUGAUGAUUUUAUUGGCCAUUAUCUCUUCAUCUCGCCUUCAUACACCUAUGUAUUUCUUUCUGUGUAAGUUAUCUAUUUUGGACAUUUUUUUCCCUUCAGUGAGUUCACCCAAAAUGUUAUCCUAUCUGUCUGGAAAAAGUCAUGCAAUCUCAUAUGGAGGUUGUAUAUGUCAACUCUUUUUCUAUCAUUUUGUUGGCUGCACUGAGUGUUUUCUGUGUACUGUGAUAGCCUAUGAUCGCUUUGUUGCCAUCUGUUUCCCUCUGCGGUAUACAGUCAUCAUGAGCCCUAAGGUGUGUGUCAUAUUAGCCCUCGGGUCUUCAUUUUUUGGCUGCAUUCAGGCCACUUUCCUCACUGUCCUUACCUUCCAAUUGCCCUACUGUGGACCCAAUAAGGUGGACUAUUACUUCUGUGAUAUCCCAGUGAUGCUGAAAUUAGCUUGUGCAGAUACCUCAGCCCUGGAGUUGGUCAGUUUCAUCAGUGUGGGACUUAUAUCACUUAGCUGCUUCCUCCUUAUUUUUACUUCAUAUAGCCGCAUUGUUUACUCCAUCUUGAAGAUCUGCACAGCAGAGGGACGGUAUAGAGCCUUCUCCACUUGCAGUGCUCACCUUACAGCCAUUCUUCUUUUGUACAUACCUGUGGUCCUCAUUUACUUACAACCGACCCCCAAUCCUUGGCUGAAUGCCACUCUUCAGAUCCUGAAUAAUCUGGUCACUCCUAUGCUGAACCCCUUGAUCUUCAGCUUGAGGAAUAAGGAAGUAAAAGCAUCCCUAAAGAAGUUGCUGCAGCAGUUUGGAUUCCUUUCUGAGAAGUGAGAGACAGAGAAACAUAGAGAUGGUGUGUUUGCAUUUUUUACUCAACAGAUUUUCCUACA